Tupaia belangeri chinensis (Chinese tree shrew) is the source of this 1407-nucleotide messenger RNA. It is a transcript of the gene CD300LB, whose product is annotated as CD300 molecule like family member b. Lineage: Eukaryota; Metazoa; Chordata; Mammalia; Scandentia; Tupaiidae. The transcript is spliced from 4 exons. Bases 102 to 725 code for a protein of 207 amino acids. Gene Ontology annotation, cellular component: plasma membrane. The record is from RefSeq and is a predicted model, not a curated record. Gene Ontology annotation, molecular function: transmembrane signaling receptor activity.
AUCAGAAGGUGCUCGCCCAGCUCAGGCAGAGCUCUGAGACUCCAGCUGGACUUGCACCUGCUGCUGCAGGUCAAAAGGGCAAGGGCCAGGGUGACAGCACCAUGUGGCUGCCCCCAGCCCUGCUGCUGCUCAGCCUCCCAGGCUGUUUCUCCAUCGAAGGCCCAGGGUGUAUGAAAGGCUCAGAGAAGGGGUCGGUGACUGUACAGUGUCGCUACGACGCAGGAUGGGAGACCUACAAAAAGUGGUGGUGUCGAGGAGCCAGCUGGGAAUGGUGCAGUAUCCUUGUGCGAACCCAAGGCUCAGAGCAAGAGGAGAAGAGUGGCCGUGUGUCCAUCAGGGACAACUGGAGAGCCCGCCAGUUCACGGUGACCAUGGAGCUGCUCAGGCAGGACGACGCGGGCACGUACUGGUGUGGGAUCCAGAAGUUCGGAACUGACCUUGGGGCACGGGUGAAAGUGAUCGUUGAGCCCGAGGGAAAAGCCACCACACCAAGGUCUCCUCCUGAACAGCUGGUCAUGCCAACCACCAGCAGCGCGGUUACGUUGAUGUCCUUCCAGCGGACCCACUACGUGCUCCUGGUGUUUGUGAAGGUGCCCAUCUUGCUCGUCCUGGUCGGCGCUGUCCUCUGGUUGAAGGGGUCUCGGAGGGUCCCCGAGAAUCGAUGGGAACAGCCCGUCUAUAUAAACUUGCACUCUGAAAUUCUGACCAAUGGCCCGGCCCCUUAGACGGGAGCCUUCCCCGGGGCCCCAUUUCCAGAGAUGCAGGACGUGGAGGAAGCACCCCGAGUUCACAGGGUGACUGGGUGACCUGGCGGCUGGAGCACCCUUCCUGUUCUGCAAAGCGUGGGACGCAGCCUGGGCCCUCCUGAGGUGUGACUGCCACCGAGUGCCAGCACCUUGCUGCAGUCUUCAGGCAGCAGGUGCCCUGUCCCCAGCCCACGGGGUCGGGGUCCUGUGGGAGCUGCAGGGACGGAGCCCAGACUUCAGAGCUGAGUCCCCACUCCUGGAGUAAGGCGUCCACCAUGCCUGGGCGGAGCACGAGAGGAAGACAGCAAGGGGACCUGCCAGCCCCGGACUCCGACGUCCCUGAAACAGCUCAACAUCCCCUUUGCUGAGCACCUUCUCUAUAUACAUUUUUCAUCUUUUUUCCUUGAGCUAGUCAAGUUGGGUUAUGAUGACUCAGGUUCAUGAGAUCUCUGGCGGACCCCUCCCUACACAUGGGGGCAGGGUGCGUUCUGACACUGCAGUGAGUUCCUGGUUCUGGAGCAAGAGGCUGGAUGUCCCCUGCCCAGGCAGGACGUGGUUCUGAGUCUGCAGGUGAGGGGAACCAUGAGCCUCCUGGGCCCGGUGCUGGGCUCUUCCCUCCUUCCCCUUCCCCUGCCCUCCCCCUCCCCCUCCUCUUCCUCUC